AUGCAGCAGCAGAUGCAGCAACCGAUGCAGCAACAGAUGCGUAACAACCAGCAGCAACAGCAACCGAUGAUGCAACAGUCCCACCUGCAGCAGCAGCAGCAACAGAACCCGAUGAUGCAACAGCAACAACCGACCCCGACCACGACCGCCUCGUCCGGUGGGGUGUUUUCCAACGCGUCCAACCUACUGUCCGGUGCGGCCAGUGCUGCCACCGGCGGGCUGUUCGGCAAGAAACCCGCCGCCACCCAGCAGCAGCAGCCGAUGCAGCAGCAACAGCAGCAGCAAUCGUCCGGUCCAUUCGGUGGCUUCGGCAUGGGUCUCAUAUUAGGUCCACCUUACCCAAAGUAA
Anopheles merus is the source of this 348-nucleotide messenger RNA. RefSeq names its product nuclear transcription factor Y subunit beta-like. NCBI's taxonomy places the organism in Eukaryota, Metazoa, Arthropoda, Insecta, Diptera, Culicidae. The record is from RefSeq and is a predicted model, not a curated record. The transcript has 2 exons. The coding region runs from base 1 to 348 and encodes 115 amino acids.